CAUCACUUUUGUUCCUUAAUAAACCCAGUGUAACUAAUUUUUGUCUGGGGGGAGGAGGCAAGGAGUCUGUGCACCUCUCUUAUAGUGAGACAGGGUGAAUUUCAUGAGGUUGUCCUGCACAGAGCUGUACACAGCCUGAGAUGGAUUUCUCUAGGAUUCAGUGCCCAGAGAGACUGUGUACUUGAGUGCCUGGAAAAUGUCUCACAGUGCAUCUGUGCUGAACAGGCUGAAGAACUGGGCUCAGCAAGACGGGGUUAAAGGGUGCCCAGGCUGUCAGGGAAAGCAGGCUUAGUGGGAAUCAGCACGUCAGGUGACAAUUCGGAGGGGUCCCUGACCACCCACAACUAGCACUCCAAGUUUCUGGGGAUUCAGAUGGAUUUAGUUUGUCAAUAUAUUCAAGAGAUUAGAUGUAUCUGAACCCAAACCUUAUUGUCCUGUUAACCACACGGUAGAAGGGUUACAUGCAAAGGGGCUUGUCUUCAAAUUAAGCAAACUGGACUUCAUUCAAAGCACAGUCACAUCCUCAUUGGUCCGUGUCCGUCGGCUUGCAAAGCAGUAACCAGUCACCGUGCCACCCACUGGGAACUGGAUAAAAGCGGCUGGACACCCACAGACCGGCCCAAGACGGGAUAACAAGGCUGUAGCGGUUGAAGCUCCUGGAAGAGAACUGGAGUUUCUACCUGUCUCCCAAAGCCGGUGACGGCAGGUGCCCAGGUGAGCUGUGCGAGGAUGGCGCUUCUCUGGUGCCUGUGGAUGGUGAUUGGGAUCCUCGCAGAGCCUGGGGUCUCUCAGGACUGCACCCCAACGCCAGGGGCUCAGAACUUGGCGUUCAGACGUCCGGCCACGCAGUCGUCGACGUUCGAGGACAACACUGGGCAAGCCGAGCCUGCAAGGGCCGUGGAUGGAAAACGUGUCGGGUAUUAUGAACAAGGCUCCUGCAGCCACACCAGGUUCGACAGAGAGCCGUGGUGGACCGUGGACUUGGGCAGCCGGUAUUAUGUCUCCAUGGUGAUCGUGAAGAACAGGGAAGAGGAGUGUUGUGGGAGGAGACUGAAGGGGGCCCGGAUCCACCUGGGAGACUCCCUGGAUGACAACGGCAAGAACAACCCCAUCUGCGGGACCAUCACCGACCCCACUGCCGGAUCCCUCAGCACCAUCUGCUGCAACCGGCUGGAGGGCCGCUACGUCACCAUCGUCAUCCCGGGCAGGGUUUCCAUCUUCUGCGGGACCAUCACCGACCCCACUGCCGGAUCCCUCAGCACCAUCUGCUGCAACCGGCUGGAGGGCCGCUACGUCACCAUCGUCAUCCCGGGCAGGGAGGAGUUUCUGACCCUGUGUGAGGUCGAGGUUCUAUCUCAGGGCUGUAUCCCACCACUAGGGGCUCAGAACUUGGCGCUGGGACGUCCGGCCAAUCAGUCGUCCACGCACGAAGACGUCACUGGCCGAGCCGAGCCUGGCAGGGCCGUGGAUGGAAACAGUGAAGGGCGCUGCGGGACCAUCACCGACCCCACUGCCGGAUCCCUCAGCACCAUCUGCUGCAACCGGCUGGAGGGCCGCUACGUCACCAUCGUCAUCCCGGGCAGGGAGGAGUUUCUGACCCUGUGUGAGGUCGAGGUUCUAUCUCAGGGCUGUAUCCCACCACUAGGGGGGCCCAAGUUCCUACUGUGA
Pelodiscus sinensis (Chinese soft-shelled turtle) is the source of this 1668-nucleotide messenger RNA. The record is from RefSeq and is a predicted model, not a curated record. Lineage: Eukaryota; Metazoa; Chordata; Testudines; Trionychidae.